AUGAAACAGAACUCUCCAUCCACUUCACCUUCAUCUCAACCAAUGCACCAAAACGUCAAGUACAGCAAUAACUUAGUGUUGUUUGAUCGAAUGCUUAACAAUGUCUAUGAGGACUCGCUGACUUACUCAGAUGACUAUGAUGACUACAUCAAUCACCGUCAAAGACAAGCGAUGCCAAUGAUUAACCCAGGAGCUCAAUCACCAACUGUUCGCACUUCACGUCAACAACAUAGACCAAUGUCUCAACAAGAGUAUCAACAUCAACUUCAACUUCAACAACAUCAACAACAACAACAACAACAGUAUUACCAAGAGUAUCAACAUCAACAUCAACAUCAACUCCAUCAACAACAACAACAACAACAACAACAACAAUAUCAUGGACAGUCAAUGUCUCCUUUGAGCGCAUCACCUUCAAGCACGUCCACGUCUCCAACGACCAUGCCUCCAUCAAUCUACAACACAUUCAAGCCUCAGUACUCACCACAACAGCAACAACAACAACAGCAACAACAACAGCCUCGUACACCUUCAUAUCCUACGCCAGGAUCAUCAACGACGACAUCCUCAUCGCGCAGGUCAACACCAAUGUCCUCCUCGUCCUCAUCAUCCAAGCUGAAGCACUCACAGACCUUCUCCUCGUUCCAUAACUACGCACCCCAACAACAACAACAACAACAACAUAUCAAUGCUCAGCCACCAAUCAAGAGGGCGCCAUCCUUCCCUGGACCCUACUCCUCAAGCCGUGAUGUGCAACAACAACAUGCCACGCCUCACCGACAACUGGACUUCAAGUUAAUCAUUGACAGGUCCAAGGCUGUGGACCCUGGCUCAGUACUGGCACUCCAGCUCCCAAACCAACAUAUACACAGUGUCAACAACGACGGCUUUGAACUGUUCAAGAAGUUGAACUAUCUCGACCUUAAAUACAAUAAUAUUGUACACUUCAAUCCAUUCUCCAUAUUUCCAAACCUUGUCGAGUUGUAUUUAUCACAUAACAAUAUACAACAUCUCCAACAUCAUGAUGGAUUCACAAACUUGACGAAACUUGAUCUUUCACACAAUAAUAUCGACUCCAAUCACAUUGAGCAUCUGAUGAACAUACCAAAGUUGGUCUGUCUCGACCUCUCAUUCAACAACAUCGAAACAUUGCCUCAGGCAAUGUCCUCAUUCUCCUGUCUCAAAACACUCUCACUCGACAACAACCAGCUGUCACAAAAGAACACCAUGGAGAGUCUGUCUACCAUCCCCAGUUUAAGAUUACUCAAUUUGAGUAACAAUAACUGGGACCGAAUCUUCCCAAUCAAUGGCUGCUUCCAGUCUCUGAUGGAGCUGUCCCUGUAUAACAAUGAUAUAUCGAAUCUCCAGAACAUAUCCAAUCUCUAUCACACGUCAUAUCCAUUGCUCACUCGCGUCCAACUGUGGGGCAAUCCCCUCAAGUCGACGGCCGUGGACUUCCAGGUGACCAAGUCGAUCCAGUUGAUCACCGACCCACCCGUCACCAGUGGCGGACACCACAAUGCGCACUCCCCUCUGCACUCUGUCGAUCAAACGUUCAAACAGAAGCUUCCAUUCACAUAUCCACUCAAGGACAGGAAGAAGUCGUCGACAUCGUCGUCGUCAAGCGGCGUCAUGACCAUGGGCGGCAGUGGCAGCGGGGUUGUUGGCAAGCCACCCGCUAUGCCCGUGGAAACACCAAGGUCAUUCUAUCAUCAGUCACCCAACAAGUUGAAUCAGUCUGAACCGAUAUUCUAUCGCAACCACGAUCUGGACGUGGCUGGACACGGCAUCGAACCAUUCCACUCGACGCCGUACAAGCCACCCCCUCCCAUGCGCUACUCUGACCAAACUGCGAUCUUUUACAAUCAGCAGCAACAGCACAUCUCUGCCGAUUCCAUCGAACAGCUUGACGAUGGAGCUUUUAUUGAUAGCGUCGUUGAUCAUCUCCAGCAGCAACACCAUCUUGAGAGUGAUACCUUGUCGGAUGAUCUCGAUGAGGAGGUUGACGUUGAUGUCCACCAUCACUCAUCAUCGUACGAUGAUACACUGGCGUCCUCAUCUUCAUUGAGCCAUCAUCAAUAUCUACGACCACCUGGUCGAAUGCAUCAACAACAGCAACAUCAGCAGCAACAUCAACAAGAGAGAGAAUUUUACGAACCACAGCUGCCAAUCUAUCUCAACGACAGUCUUCAAAUCAAUGAAUAA
Molecule: messenger RNA, 2205 nt
Organism: Acytostelium subglobosum LB1
Lineage: Eukaryota; Evosea; Eumycetozoa; Acytosteliales; Acytosteliaceae
Exons: 6
Coding region: 1-2205 (734 amino acids)
Cellular component (GO): nucleus
Molecular function (GO): protein binding
Source: RefSeq, a predicted model, not a curated record